Nematostella vectensis (starlet sea anemone) is the source of this 3711-nucleotide messenger RNA. RefSeq lists its product as uncharacterized. The transcript has 12 exons. NCBI's taxonomy places the organism in Eukaryota, Metazoa, Cnidaria, Anthozoa, Actiniaria, Edwardsiidae. The record is from RefSeq and is a predicted model, not a curated record. Bases 91 to 3537 code for a protein of 1148 amino acids.
AUGACAUGACCUCAAACCCACACAACACUGUAGGACUACCAGGAUCCGAAUCACCCCUUUAAACUUCCCUUACUUAACUGAUGGCCCAACAUGCGAAGGGAGAGGAUUUCGUUGGCUCUUUUGGUAUUUCUUAAGACAUGCUGCAUUCAUUUUAUCCUCGGCGACCAGACGACUCAUUUUCUAUGGUUCAAAACCCAGCCUUGUGACGCCACCGCCGGCGAGAAAUUAAACGCUCUCUUCUACUGCGAGGCACGAUCCAUAGUCUCGUCAUCAAUCUCCUACACCUGGCUCGUGAACGACACAGAGCUUUCGUCACUGCCAUAUCAGAAAUACACAUUACAGGGUCUCCAUGGCAACUUGCUUGUGACAGGUUUGAAGCGUCACGUGGACGAGGCAAAAUUCCGUUGCGUGGCAACCAAUGGAUACGGAUCUAUCGUCAGUGUUGUGGCGGCGCUGAAAGUUGCAUACUUUGAAGCGAUGGAUAGUACUACUCAGGUCAACCUCACAAAGCGGAUAAACUUGUCAUUCACCAUCCCCUCCCCUAGAACGCGCAGUUACCCCCCUGCUAGCGUUACCUGGCAACGGCUGAGUGACAGUCUCAUUCUUAGUGAUGGAUUCAGCAAUGGCAAGAUGUUUAUAUCGGGAAACGGGGACUUGUCGUUUGUUGGGAUCCAGGAUAGACAGGCGGAUACGUACAGAGUCACUUUGUCCAACCCAUACGUUGGCAAGAGUUUCACGCAGGAUUUUAAAAUCACUAUCUCAGGUAAACUGUUGUCGACAUCCGGGCAACCAUUCCUGAAGCCUAUAGGCAACGUCACAUUCGAGGAAGGGACUCCAAAAGUCAAACUAGAAUGUAUCGUGGAGUAUGAUGUGAAAAAUGGGCACGUCCGACCGCCAUAUAUAACUUGGUACAAGGAUGGCACCGUUCUGAAUGUCAAGCUAAGCAGCAAGUACGAAUUCAUCCAAGGUUCUCAACUGAAGCUGAUUGUGAAGAAUAUUCAAUUGAGCGACCAAGGAGAGUACAAAUGCGUGGCCACUAGCUGGACCUCGGUUGCAACAUCUACUGGGUCACUAAAGGUCACAAGACGUUAUGACCCUAAACCAAUCUUCACGGAUCAGCUCAAUCCAUCAGAUAACGCACUUCCGGGUGAUGACGUCACUAUCGACGCGCCUGACGUAUCGGCAGGAAAUAUAUCUUGGUAUAAGGACGCCGUUGCCCUGGCAACGCUAUCUGAUAACCGACUUAGCAAAUCAAAAGACGGGGACUUGAUUAUUCGUAACGUGACGUUGUUGGACACGGGUCUGUACCAGGUCUUCGCAAGAACAGAAGGCGGGGAGGAGACUGGGCCACCACUAUAUCUACACGUGAUAGAUAAAAAAGCAACACCAGUCUGUCCGCGUAUUACCCUCACACAGACACCAACAAGCAUCAACAACGUCACACCUUCACCAUUUAACAUUAACAACAUUAGUUCAACCACAACACCUUUAGACAGCUCGGCCACUACGACCACAUCACCAACCUUACCCAUCGUUACCCUCAGACCACCCCCUUCCACUUCCGCCACCCAGAUCGUUACUAUGACAACAGUCACAAUCUCCACGACAACGGCCAUGUCAACUUUGGCAAGCUACGCCUCAGUAGCCACGACAUCAGUUAUGCCACCCACGGUUGGAUGGAAAUCUACGCAACGUGGAACCAAGGGAACGUUCGUGCCGACGGAUGGAGAAGUUACUGGAGCUACCAUCUCUCCGAAACGAAGCGAAGACGAAGCAGAUAACGGGAUGUUUAUUUGGGUUUAUGUCGGCGCUGGGGUUGUUGCGAUACUAAUUUUUAUCCUCGUGACUUUGUGCAUCGUUCGCGCCAAGCAGGCAAAACUAAAGCGAAGGCGCAGCGUGACUCUAAAGAUGGACAACAAUCAAUACGAAGAGCUGGAGAUGAACCGCAGGAAUGGUUCGCCGCGGGCCAAUGGAGUGCCAGGUGGCCGAAAAACAAGCUCGAAAGGCGACAAAAACCAUCUUCUGAACGAGACGAGCGAUGACGGCCUUUACGCGCCUGUACAAGCACUACACAACAUGAGCACGCGGUCUGGGGCGUGCAGGGGGUCAGUGGAUGUUAAGCGUGCGCAGAACAAUCAAGGUCACGAGUACGAGGAGCCAAUCAAAAAGACGCCACGAAAACCUUAUUCCGCACCAUUACCCAGCAUUCCAACCGGCCCACGUAUCGAGCCCAGACCUCCCUCGUUCCACUCGUACCUAGAGCUCCUAGGUCCGGAUGAGCAGACUGGUGACUUGUACGCGGAGGCGAGAGAAGGCGCCUUUAACUUGGGGUUCCGCGAACCUAACGAUGAUGUGUAUGACAGCGCAUGCGACGGGCGUGUCACAGAGACCUUCAGGGCGCUUUCAGGGCUCAACUUGCCUCACCCUGGUAACGAGGAUUCAUCACAAGGUAUUGGAGGUGCGACACCGAAUCGAGACAGUGGAGUUGGGACAUUAAAUCGAGGCACUAGGGUAAUACCGCUGUGCGAUACCGCGUGCUCAGAGCCUUUGUACCACGAGCUCGAGGGGCCUGAGAUCGAACCGGAAGGGAUUUACGAGUACGAUGUAGCGGAAGAGAGAAUCAAUCUAAGACCGGAGAGUCUGUACCAGCCCUUACUGGUAGAAGGUAGGAAUAGCGUAGCCGUGGUUCUUGGAAAAAGCGAUGUCUAUGAGCCACUGGAUCAAAAGGAAAGAAGUGCGUCCGCCCCAAGCGCCGUGGUUCUCAGAAGAGCAAAACCACGACGUCAGGAUUCCAUGGAAGCAAAGCGCAAUUGCGACGAAAAACGCCUGUCACGCGCGCUAACGGAUCCGCAGAAUUUAUCUGGCGGUUGCGAAAACGAGAAUCUCUACCAGCCGCUGAAUAACUCUCUUGAUCGCUGCCCACUGAACGUGAGUAAGCCGAAAAGCAGUACGAGCCCGUCAGGAGAGGGGAAGAGACUGUCGAACGCGUCAGUUUGUCACCCGAGUCCCACCCCCAGCCAUAGGAGCCUGAAGGAGUCGGAUCUCCACGCUGUCAGUGUGUCUCCUUCAGGCAGCCUCAAGGAGGGGACUUCGGCUACUCCGAGUCCUUCCCGAGGAAAGAGCGGAAGCACGAAAUCUACCCGAGGGCAUAGCCGGCAGAAUAGCGACACCCACGGGAUUGUUACUAUAGAGAAACCACGACGGGCUUCGACAACGGACGAUUUGACUCGAUAUCAAGCGAUGCCUCGAUUUCAUCGAAGGAAUUUGAGUGACGCGGGUCUGUGCGCAGUGGACUUGUCGCAGUUACACGUGGACAUUGACGUCAGCACGAUUUCAACCAAUCAGAGUUCACCUGACGAUGGAUUGUACAUGCCGCUGGUCAAAACUGCAUUCAACGCGGGCGUCAGAGAUAGCAUUUACGCGGAAUUGGAUGAGGGCAGAAGGGAACGUUCAUGCGAGACAGAGCCGAAUAGAGAGAGUAUUUACCACUCCCUACAGGAUCAGAGAGAUUCAAUAUACCAAGACAUAGUUAGGUGACUAGUGACAAUAGACUUCAUGCAGCUUUUUUUACACCAUACAAUACAAUGAGCUGCUACAAUAGGGUUCUUCCAAAUAAUUUACAAAUUAAAAGGGAGAAGAAAGCGGAUAUGUAAAAUAAUACCCUAUAAGAAAAAAAACUUUAAACAAAUGAAUAAACGAAUUCUCAUCCUG